This is a messenger RNA of Protopterus annectens (West African lungfish), 4811 nucleotides long. It is a transcript of the gene PCDH12, whose product is annotated as protocadherin 12. NCBI's taxonomy places the organism in Eukaryota, Metazoa, Chordata, Ceratodontiformes, Protopteridae. Gene Ontology annotation, biological process: homophilic cell-cell adhesion. The transcript has 4 exons. The record is from RefSeq and is a predicted model, not a curated record. Bases 478 to 4188 code for a protein of 1236 amino acids. Gene Ontology annotation, cellular component: plasma membrane. Gene Ontology annotation, molecular function: calcium ion binding.
UUUUAAGUUCGUAAGAGCAGAAUGGAUGAUUUAUUUUUUUUUUUUUGUUAUUGUAAAUGCAACUCUGAGACAAUGUCAGCUACCAUUACAUUAAAUGCUGUUUUAAGGGAAAAACAUCCUGUUAAUGUGUAUUGUAUUCUGCUUUAGUCUGAAACUGCUUAUGCGUGACAUGGGUCUCCAGUCUGAGAGAACUUUGAAUGGAUUACAGUGAAAGUGAAAAAGUGAAAUGAAAGAAACUGGUCACUAACAGCAGCAUAAAAUCCAUGUGCAUUUCAACACUAAAAUGGCAUGCAUUAUUCUAAAUUAAGUAAUAUGUACUCUGAAUACAAAGGAGCAUAUUAUUCAAAGAGAGAAUUUUAAAGGAUACAUCCCAUUGUUGUUUUUGGAUAUUCAUUGGCUUUUUUACGUAUAGCAAGAAAAACUGUCUUUAUGGAAUACAUAUGACUUUUCAUAUUUUUCCUAUUUUGAUAAAGAGAAAUGUCUGUGUACUUAAAAACAACAUUGAAAAGUAUGGCUUGCAUCUCUCUCACACGGUUGCAGUUUAUAUUAUUACUGUGGUACUUUCUCUGCCAGACUGUAACUAUUGCUGGGGCCACAUUUACAAACAUAAAGAUGAAAUAUCAAGUUUUUGAAGAGGUUGCAGAAGGAACACCAAUUGGAAAACUGCUUGAUGAUGUCAGGUUGGAGGGAGAGGUACAGAAAAGGCACUUCCGUAUGAUGCAACCUGUUUCUGCAGUACCCAUUCAGGUCAGGACAGAGGAUGGCCAGAUUUCUUCUGUUGGCCGUUUGGACAGAGAAACCCUUUGCAGGAAGGUUGAACCCUGUAUUCUUUCAUUUACAGUCAUGGCUGAAAGUUCAGAUGCAAUGGACCUAAUCCAAGUUGAGAUCCAGGUUUUAGAUGUUAAUGACCAUGAGCCCCAGUUUCCUAAUUUGGGACUGGAAAUAGAGAUUUCUGAGAGUGCAUCUUUAGGUACCAAGAUACCACUUGACCAAGCCUCAGACUCAGAUAUAGGCUCUAAUGCUCUUCAGAUGUACAAUCUCUCUACUACUCAGCACUUUAAUUUAAACACAAUUCGCAGAGCUGAUGGCAGUAUAAUAACAGAACUGGUAGUUAUUAAAGAGCUAGAUAGAGAAAUGCAGUCUUCAUUUGAUCUAUUAUUGAUAGCCCUAGAUGGAGGAAGUCCCCCCAAAUCAGGUACUUGUCAAAUAAAAAUACAUUUACUGGACUCUAAUGAUAACAGCCCUGUAUUUGAAAAAAAUUAUUUAACUAUAGAAAUCUGGGAAAACUCCUUGCCUGGGACUACUUUAAUAAAACUUAAUGCCACAGACCCAGACCAAGGGCUAAAUGGAGAGAUUGAAUACUCAUUUGGGAAACAUGUCUCACAAGAGAUACUUAGUACUUUCAGCAUAGACCCAAAAACUGGGCAAAUAACUCUUAUAGGGUCACUAGAUUAUGAGGAAAGGCAGUCAUAUGAAAUAGAUAUACAGGCCAGGGAUCUAGGACCAAACCCUAUUCCAGCUCAUGUUAAGCUCCAUAUAAAAGUGUGGGACAAAAAUGAUAACAGACCUAAGAUAUACAUUACAUGGGCCUCCCAAAAGUCUGAUACAGUCUCAGUGUCAGAGGCUGUUCCUAAGGAUGGAUUUGUGGCUCUUGUGACAGCAACUGAUUCAGACUCAGGCAGCAAUGGACAGGUUAAUUGUUUUCUUAGACAUGGGCAUGGCCAUUUCAGGUUAAAGAAAACAUACGAUAAUUAUGUUUUAGUAGUAAACAGCACCCUUGAUAGAGAGAAAUUGUCAGAGUACAAUAUAACAGUGGUUGCAAAAGAUCAGGGCUCUCCACAAUUAAUAUCAGAGAAACAUCUGACUAUCCAGAUUGUUGAUGAGAAUGACAAUCCACCUGUUUUUGAGAAAAAUCAUUAUCUGGUCACUGUUUUUGAAAAUUAUUUAUACCACUCACCUCUCCUCAUAGUGAAAGCUCAUGAUGCAGAUGAGGGUAUGAAUGCAAAGGUUACUUAUUCAGUUCAGCAUUCCAUUGUUUCAGAAACUCUAGUUACAUCACUUGUUAGGAUAGAUCCUGUCACUGGUGACAUCUAUGUUGUAAGAGAAUUAGAUUAUGAACAGAUUAAAAGCUUCAACAUUAUUGUUAAGGCUCAAGAUGGUGGUAGUCCCAUGAUGAUGUCAGAGACAUUAGUUACUAUAGAUAUUAUUGAUAAAAAUGAUAACUACCCAGUGAUAACACAUCCAGUGCUUAAGAAUAAUAUAGCACUUAUUAAUAUUCCCAUUGACAAAAGCACUGGCCAAAUGGUAAUAGCAGUGGAGGAGUUCAACAGCCAUUUACAACCCAAACACCUGGCUAGGCAUAUGUCAGGUACAUUAGCUAUGGCUCAUAACUUAGAAAGCAGAUCAUCAAGCAGUUCGCAGUUUGCAAUUUCAAAAAUCCAGGAAGGAAAGAGUGUACCUAAAGUUUACCCAGUGAUAACAGUCAGAGCAGAAGAUGCUGAUUCACCACCAAAUGCUAAUAUCUCUUAUCAUAUUCUAAAUGUGGAUGAUGCACACCUAUUUUCACUUAAUGAGAAGACAGGUCAGCUUUAUCUUAACAGCAGUAAUUGCAGUGGACUUAUUGGAAGCCAGUGGGAUUUGGAACUCUUGGUACUAGAUGGUGGUAGACCACCUCUGUCUACAAAAGCAUUCUUGACAUUUACCUUUAGUAAUCACCAAGAUCAACUGAAAAAUUCAACUAAUGAGCCAAGUAAGGUGAGCCUUCCUAUAAUCAUGUUGAUAAUAGGUGGUGUGGUACUGGGCCUCUUUUUGUUAAUUAUAGCACUGAUGAUGUCUGUAUGCAGAACCGAAAAGAAGGAUAACAGAGCAUACAACUGUAGAGAAGCAGAGUCUGCUUAUAAACACCAUCCUAGGAGGCCUCAAAGACAGAUUCAGAAAACAGACAUCCUUUUAAUUCCCCCUGGGAGAAGCAGAGGAGAAAAGCAACGUGACAAUCUGAAAUGUCAGCCUCAGCAAAGUUCUACCAUGGAUUCAGCUGCAGGAAGUCCCACUGGUUCCAAAGAUGACUUAAUACAAGCCUCGUUUAACAUGUCCCCAACUCUUUAUCGGACGUUAAGAAACCAAAGGAACCAUGAGUUUCCAGAUGAAAAUAAAGAACUUUCUCAGGCUCAAUUUAUUCUUUCUCCAACUCUUUCCAGAACUCUACAGAGAAAUCGAGGGCUCACAAAGGACAGUUAUGAAACAUUCCAAUGUAAUUCUCAACCUCACACUAAGAUUUUAAAGAACCCUGGCACCCCCGAGAUCAAAUCAAAAGAUGAGCAGGCAGAUAGCUCUUCUUCUAUUGAGCCUACUCCAUCUCCUCCAGUAUAUGCAACCAUGAGAAGGCAGAAAAUUCCAGAACAAAGGAGUGGUGAUAUAAAGGACCCUAGAAAAGAGAUCCUGAGAAGCUUGUUUAGGUUGUCUAUGGCUGCCCUGGCAGAACGUGAGUCUGUAGAACUUACAACAGAAUCACCUCAUAUACAGCAGGUCUCCCAGCUGCUUUCGUUGCUGCAUCAAGGCCGGUUCCAGCCUAGACCGAACUUCAGAGGAAACAAGUAUUCUACCAAAACAAUCAGGAGUAAUUCCCAUGAUGCUGAUUGCCUGAGCACCAAAGACAGUGGACAUGGAGAGAGUGAGGCAGGUGAUAUUGAUUCAGAUAUAGGUGGGGAUGCCCAUCUUGGUGCACUUCUAGAAGAAGGCUUUGAAAAUCUGUUGAAUCCUGAUACAGCACUAGACCAGAAAACCUUGACAGAUGUCCCAGAUCCAUCUUGGAUGGCCAGGCUUUCUCUGCCUCUGACAACAAACUACAGAGACAAUAUUUUCAUCCCUGACUCAUUGGAUUCAACCAAAGAAUCACCAGAUGUGCAAACAGAUGCAGCAAAAUCAUUCUCCACCUUUGGCAAGAAUACAGGAAUGGAGGAAAACUCAGAGGGACCCAACAUGGCAAAUAAUUUCCUCUCUGAAAUGAGUUCACUCUUUGAGCUUCUUUUGACACAAAAGGCUGAAGCCCAUGCAGUUACAAGCUCUGAUGUUCUCUUACGUCUCUCUGCUUGUGGGAAAUCCCUGGGGUUAGAUGUGGAUCCUUCAGGAAUAUGUCAAGAGUUCAAAUCUCCUGCUGAAACAUUCAGUCAACGCAAACAUAACUGUUGAUUGGACUAGAACUAAGCUAUAUAAUCAGCAUCUAGAAUGUAAAGGCCACAAGAAAAAAAUUCCUGACUGGAAACUUUUCUUAUCACCCCAUGCAAGUUAGAAAUGUUUCAGUGAAGAAAUCAAGACUGUGAUAAACAUAUAGUCAUGUAAGGAGAAAGUGUAACAUUUUGCUAAACAGCAUAGAAAUAAUGUUUGUUUCUGCAACGUGAAUCAACAUCUGGAAAUCUUUUUGCAUAAUUACUAUGAUCUCCAGUAGCCAUCACAAGACAACAAAACUAAAAUAAUUUUUUCAAGUGUCUUGCAAUAUAGAUUCCAACGGUUUUAUGUCCCCUUCAAAACAAAAACAGUUCAGCACGUGUUAAAUGGAUUUCAUAUUCAGAUGAAAUUUCAAGUCCAGAAGAUUAAUAGAGUAGAUCGUUUUGAAUUAUUUAUAUGUAUUAUUGUUUUUUAGAGCUGAUGUUAAGCUCAGUCAUUCAUCCACUAUAUACUGCUUAAUAAACAAUUGAACUGGAAACAGCAAUAACUGCUUAUGUGAAAGAAACACAGAAGUAUCUCUAAGAUUUUAUAUGCUAUAUUGCAAAUACAAUCCAAUUUUCUCUUAUAAAAGUGGCAUAAACCCUAAA